UUAGACUUGGUCAUUCUUCAUGUAUAAAUAUCAUAGCGCUUUUUUCUUAGAGAGUACUGUCCACACUCUUCGCAAGUACAACUUUUUUUCAAAAUUUUCCCAACCCAGGGAUGUCGAAUCUUGAAGUAAAGAUUAAUGUCGAACAAGAGAUUGAGUUACAUGAGAAGAAAGAUGAGCUUGUGACAUCUCCGCCGCAACAACAGCCUGAUAAUACAGCUGCUGCAGGAAAUGGUUCGAAUGAAGAAAAAGAUAAGAAUAGGAAAUCACCUCCUCCUCAAGACCAGGAUAGGAUGUCGAAUCCUGAAGUGCAGAUUAACGUCGGACCAGAGAUUAAGGCAUCUCGCCCGCAGCAAGAGCCUGAGGAAAGGAGAAAUAGACAUUCAAACUUGUACCUUUCUGCAUUUCAAGGUGAUUGGGACGCUGCUAAAUUAAUUUAUGAAAAUUAUCCAGAUGACUUUCGUGCUGUGAUCACAGGCAAAGGAGAAACUGUUCUUCACGUUGCAGCUUCAGCAAACCGAACCGAUUUUGUGAAAGAACUUUUAAAUUUUUUGGUCCCUAAAGAUUUACGUAAAGUGAAUGAAAAUGGACAGACGGCUCUUUUUCUUGCUGCUGAAAUUGGAAAUGCUCAUCUUGUCCAACUAUUGUUGGCAAAGAACAAAGACUUAGCAAUGAUCCGAAAUCGUGAAAAGAUUAUACCACUUCAAAGAGCAGCUUCAUUAGGGCAUAAGGAUGUGGUAAAUUCCCUUUAUAAGGUCACUGAUACAGGUCGACUACGGAAUGUGGAUCGCAUCAGUUUGCUCAUCACUUUCAUUAACACCAAUUUUUACGAGCUUGCGCUGGACUUGAUAGAACAUUUCCCAGGGUUAGCCUAUGCUCGUGGUAGCGGAGAAGAGACGGCAUUGCAUGCUUUAGCCCGAAAACGCUUCAUUGUUGAAGAUCAGCAGGGAUUUUGGAAGAGAUUCAUAAAUUUAAUUUCAGGUAGCAAAAAAAAGAUGCACCCAAAAGCUGUUGAACUAGCCGAACGCAUUUGGCAACAAAUUAUCAAGUUGGGUGACGCGGAGAUAUCAGAACUACUUCGAGAAUCUGAUAAACUAUUAUUCACUGCAGCGGAGAAAGGGAACGAUGAAUUUCUAGUAGUACUUACUAACAAAUAUCCUCGCUUAUUUCUAAACCGGGAUGCCAUGGGCUGGAGCAUAUUUCAUCAUGCUGUUAGGAAUCGUCAUGAAGACAUCUUGAGACUCAUAUAUGAGCUAGGUUCAUUUAAGACUGUCUUAGCUGCACUUAUAGAUCGUGACGGCAAUAACAUGUUGCAUUUGGCUGCAAUGCUUGCACCACCAGAUCGGCUAAGCGUUGUAUCAGGAGAAGCUCUUCAAAUGCAACGUGAGUUGUUGUGGUUUAAGGAAGUGAGCAAGGUUGUGCAACCGUCGUAUGCUGAAGCAAAAAAUGACUAUGGCAAGACGCCUGCUGACGUAUUUGCCGAGGAGCACAGGAAGUUAGCGGACGCUGGGGAGAAAUGGAUAAAGGAAACUGCAAAUUCAUGCAUGAUUGUGGCAACACUUAUAACAUCUGUGGUUUAUACAGCAGUUUUUCAAGUGCCAAUAGACAACAAAAGAGAUUCAAGGGUUCCUAUUCUUAUUCAAAAAGUAUCGUUUGCCAUAUCCUUGAUAUCCUCCUUAACCUCAAUUAUGAUCUUCCUAUCCCUUUAUACUUCCAGCUAUGAAGACGAAGAUUUCCUUUUCUGGUUACCCGCAAAGUUGGCCUUCGGAACUUUAGCACUUUCUAUGUCAAUAGCAGCUAUGAUGGUCAUAUCUUGUUCAACCUUUUUCAUUAUCUUCGACCAUGGAAUGCUUGCGUUUGCUAUCAUUGUUUCCUUGAUUGCUGCUGUACCACUCACCUGGUUCUUGAAGCUACAAUUGGGUCUCCUCUUGAAAGUAAUUCGGUCGACCUAUAUGAGUAGUACUCUCUUCCAUUCAAGAAAACCCAUUCUCUUCAACAAAGAAGGUGCCAGGGAGAGUACGAAUGGGAAGAAGAAGAAUUAGCUGAUCAAUAGUAAACAUUGAAGUUUAUAAUAUUAAUUUGAAUAUUUGAUGAUUUUCUGUUGAAUAUCUAUAUAAAAUUAUCUGAUUGUUGUUUAUUUGUAUUUCGCUAUAUCAAA
Molecule: messenger RNA, 2155 nt
Organism: Mangifera indica (mango)
Lineage: Eukaryota; Viridiplantae; Streptophyta; Magnoliopsida; Sapindales; Anacardiaceae
Exons: 8
Coding region: 111-2039 (642 amino acids)
Molecular function (GO): protein binding
Source: RefSeq, a predicted model, not a curated record